This is a messenger RNA of Linum tenue, 1619 nucleotides long. The record is from the annotation of a GenBank genome assembly. NCBI's taxonomy places the organism in Eukaryota, Viridiplantae, Streptophyta, Magnoliopsida, Malpighiales, Linaceae.
UACAAAUGAAAAAGGGAAACGUGAAAAUCGAAAGAACGAGGAAAGCGAAGAUCGGGAUCAGCACGCUCAGUCCUAUUUCUGCUCGCCGGAACUCUUCCUAUCGCCGCCACUACUGCCGGUCAUUCUUCACCACGUACUGAGAGAAAGAAAAGAGGAAGGAAGGAAGGAGAGCUAGACGACGGCCUAAGAACAGGGACACAAGAGAGAAGCAGCUGGUUGCGGAGACAUAAGAGGAAGGGAGAAAGAGAGAGAGAGAGAGACAGCCGCGCCGGAGAGAGGUUUUCCAGGCAACAGGUGCUGCUCUUCCAGCUAUAAAUCCCUCAUCCUUAGGUUGUUGAUUCUGUUGCUAGCUUGGUUAUACACUGAAUGGUGUCCCAGCUCAAUGUGAAUGUGACCGACAUUGAUGGUCUUUUCAUGGUUUCAGUUGUACUCUGUGGUGGCUGUCUGGUUGAAAAGCCUGGUCUUGUUGUUUCUACAGGACACUGCUGAGGAAAAUCUGACUUGAUGAUGGUUUGGUGAUAGAUAUACCCCUGGAGAAAAUGAAUGGCCAAAGUGGUUAUGUACCACCGACCUAUAUUCCACUGGGACAAUCAGAUUCUGAACCAGAGCACGUUUCACCAGCCAAGGAAGAAAGUCGUGCUCCUCGUUCUCAAUUCGUGGGUGAUGGACCGGCACAGUGGUCAUCUGGAAUCUGUGCCUGCUGUGAUGAUACGCCGAGCUGUUUGAUUGGCUGUUUAUGCCCAUGCUACUUGUUUGCCAAGAACGCAGAAUUCUUGGGAUCCGGAACACUGGUCGGAUCAUGUGUGACCCACUUCAUUCUCUGGUCGCUCGUCAACGCCAUUUGUUGCUGCAUGACAGACGGCAUCUUAUUGGGAAUCCCUGGAUGUUUCGUUGCUUGUUACACUUGUUCCUAUCGCAGAACUCUCCGUGAGAAGUACAAACUCGAGGAAGCCCCCUGCAAUGAUUUCAUCACCCACUUCUUCUGCCAUUUGUGUGCUAACUGCCAAGAGUACCGAGAGAUUCGAGAAAGGUCCGGCAACUCUAACCCACAUGACCUCGGUGGAGCUGCAGUAGCUGUCUCUGCUCCACCUGCGCAGGUAAUGGAUGCAGGUCUGACGGAGUAGCUUUGGUUGUUGUUGCUGUUAUAGUUAUUGUAUAGAGAAGCUCCCAUGCUGUGCAGGUGACUACUUCCUUUUGCUCUCGUGUAUCACAAAGAAAAACUCUUGUUGUUGUUGUAUGUUUGUCUCCUGGAAAAAGGUCUUAUUUGAAUGAAUGUUGGCAUGUUGCCAUAUAGUAGUAGUCUCUCGCUCGCUCCGGUGGUUAGCUCUUGUGACUUGGAGGUUUGGCUAGUUAAUUUAAUGGAGCUUUAAUAGUUAAUCUACUGCAAAAUGAAGACGCUAUCCUCAGUGCAAAGGAUGGUCUGCAAAUGGGAAGAAGAUAUACGAAGAGCAUGCUGUUGGAAUUGGACAAUGGCUGUGGUGUGUAUUGACUACUGAGCCAGGUUAUAGUUGUCUUUGUACUGUAUAUUUUAGAAGAGCACAGGCGACUUGAGAUUCUGUGGAUGCAUGAAAUUUGAGAUAUUUGGUCUAUUUCUCAGUGGGAUGGCAUCUUUGUUUGAA